Molecule: messenger RNA, 6136 nt
Organism: Neodiprion virginianus
Lineage: Eukaryota; Metazoa; Arthropoda; Insecta; Hymenoptera; Diprionidae
Exons: 2
Coding region: 1-5514 (1837 amino acids)
Source: RefSeq, a predicted model, not a curated record
AUGAUUCAAAAAGUAGUUUGGUGCUUGUUUUUUCUUUCGGUUCUAAGUGUAAAUCAUUGCUCGCCAAGUAGCAGCGAUGCCCGCAGCCUUACGACCGAGGGAAAAGUCGACUCCAACGAACCGAGUGUCCAUCCUGACCUCGAGCCUAGUGCGUCCGAAUCGAGCAGCGAGGAUGUCGCCCUGGAGGAUUCGGAGGACGAUCCUCCCGGCCCACCGGACCACGUCAUCCCUUAUUCGGAGCACGAAGAUCCUGCGGAAGUGCCAACGCGACCGAAAUACGUCGCUCCAGGUGCCUGGGCCAAGCCUGAUCCGAAGAAGAAUAUCCCCCUGGAUUUUGUGCCGACUAAAUCACUGGCCCAGGUGCGAGGUACCCACACGGUGAAGGUUUUGCCGCAAAGCGCAGCCAUCGAGGAGGCCGAAACCGCCGAGGAAAGGGAGAACGCUCCCAGAUUACGACAAGUGGUCAGCAAUAAGAAGACCAACACCAUAUACACCGAGGAAGGCUACGAAGACUCGGCCUACGACCAUGCCGGGCAUGUCAGAGACGCCGACUUUCACGAAGGGUACGCCAAAAAGCUCCACGACCAGCGACACAGCAAGGCGAGAUCCGGAGCCGACGGCAAGCGCAAACCGAAGAAGGGAAAUCUGAGAAGCGAGACUCCCGAGCCGAAACUUCAGGAGUUUGAGGAAUUCAACGACGACUACAGCGACGAGCCUCCGCCGAAGGAAAAUUCGAAACCUAAAAAAUCGUCCAGGAAGAAGAAGAAAAAGAAGAAGAAUAAGUUCCCCGAGGAUGAGCUGAGCAGGCCUGAUGUCAAUCCGAAAAUCGUCGCGGAGAAUGAGAUCGAAAGAUUGGAGGACGACCUCGGGAGGGAAAACGAAGAGGCCGAAAAGGGCUCGGAGAAGGAUCUGCUUCGAGGAGAGAUCGAGAAUAAUCAGAACCUGAAUUCAAACGAACAGAUAAGCGAAUACGGCGCUGACGAAAAUAACGACUCGUCGAAUUCACGACCGCAGGAGAGUGUUUACAACCUGCAGGGAGACAUCACCACGGUUACCUACGAAAGUCUUAACAGUCCGCAGCCAAUUAUCACUGAGGCACCGACAACGGCCAAUUACGGUGACGUAUUUUGGAAGUACUAUAGUACAUCGGCGACUCCCUAUAACGCAGAUCCGUCGACGACGUUGACGGCCUUUAACAGCCACGGCCCGUAUCUUCUGUAUUCUGAUAACGCGGGUGUCGUUCUGCCGAUUCAGGAUACCGUUCCAAUCCAAAAUGGCCACCAGCCGGUGAAUCCAAACGCGAUUCCGAACCAGGAAUACGGUAUCGUGAACGAUCAAAUCGCGAACCCCCGGAGCGGUGAAGAUUAUCUGAGUUUCGUUAAUUUCGGUGAUCCUGCAACUUGGGGAUACAGUGCUAUGAACGUUCCUGUAAAGUCCGUGGUACAAACGACACCAUCGCACUACGAUGAUAUUUCUUUAUACAGCACACCGACUUACUCGUUGAUUACGAACUCGCGGAAACCAUAUGAUUAUAGGAAAUAUAGCCUGCCGACGGAUUCGUCUGCUUGGGAAAAAAUGUAUCUCGAGUCAGCAAAGAAAGCGGCUGAAAGACACCAGAAUUAUGAUGCCGCAAGCUCCACUGCGUCUCACAGCAGUUCGGCAACGAAACAUCACAAUCAGGCGAUCGGUAGGGCAGAUUUGACUGGAAAUAAUCCAUUGGCAUCAGCGUCUGACAACGGGAAGGGAACUUCUGCCCGGGUAUACAGUCCAGACUCGAAGUAUGCGAAAAUGUUGAACUUUGUAACCAGCCAACAAAAUAGGAAGUACAAUGGAAAAAAAAGUGAGAGUGCCAACGUGGAGGUUUUCACUAUCAUGAAGCCGCCGGCUGUAAGCACGUCUGUAUAUUCCGAUUUCACACUGAAUUUAUAUCCCAAUGUCGCAGGCUAUUCGACCAUAACGCAGGAAAGCGAAGCGGCGAAAGAAGGUAAUGGGAAAAAAUUCAACGCUAACAAGAACAAUGUAAAACACAACGGCUUAGUCCAGUUUAUAGGCUUAGAAUCACCGGCAUUUCAUAGCGGUGCCCCAGCUGGUGUUGAUAGAAAGAGAUUAUUUCCCGCCUCUAAACUCCUGCCACCUCCGCCAAAUGGCAGAGAUAAUUACGCCGAGCAAAUUGGAUAUUACAAGCCUGCCAAUCAUGCCGAUCCUCUCUACGUUCCGCGUAAUCGCAGAUCUUCGCGACAUCCGCGAAGCGUUGACGAAACAGCAUUGAGUGAGGAGAAGAUCGCCGAUUUUGUUAUUGCGCACGAGAUAAGUAAGCGAUUCAAUUUUACUGUCGAGAAUGAUAAAGGGUCAACGGAGCACCGUGAUAUCGAAGGUGCGCGGAAGGCGACAAUGAGACGGAAAAGGAAUCUGGUACGUGAAAAUAGCCAGACUGUAACGGAAGAUUCCCUUACGCUAGCGGAAGAGCUUUUUCUGAGUGAAAGUAAAGAGCGCGACGGAUUUCUGAGGAACGAUAGAUCGCGAAAUGGGAGCGAUCAUGAAGAUCUGCUCAACGCGUCUCAUAAAAUAGCCAGCGAUGUUAUCGACGAAGAAAUCGAAGCUAGAUUCGAAGACGAAGAUCACGAUGCGGUGAAAGAGGGUAAGGUGAGGGAGGAAGAACCAGAGUACGAAGAUGAAGACGAAAAUGAGGAUGAAAAAGCCCGACGUGAAGAGCUGGUUGAAAUCGAUGAUCCGGAUCUAGACUACCUGGACGAAAUUCAGGACGUUAACGAGAUCGUGAAUUAUCCCACAACCACUGUUGCUAGUAUCGAUCAUCAGAAAUAUCCCUUUUACAAAAAUUCUAAAGUGUCGAGUUUGUCUCCCUUACAGUACAUCAUAAACCCCGAAGAGAUUCCGAGAAAAACGUUUGGAGGAAUGGAAUUCUAUGACUCCAGAGAUAGGUACGUAGAGUGCGAGGGAGUCGAUCCGAGUCUGGACGAAGUUCUCCCCGAAGAGGAGGAACCCGUACCGAAUAGGGGCCCAAAAGAAAAUCUACCCCGCCUGAGAGGCCUGGGAGAUAAAUUAGACUGCUACAAAGCGAAAUAUUUUGGACAAAACCCUUUCGACAGCCCUUUAUUUUUCGAGAAGCAGAUCACUCAACCGACUCGACCAACCGAAUUGGACCCCGUAAAGUUUGCGGCCAGGAUCGCAGAAUUGCCGGAACUAGACGAAAAGCACCCUGCACAAUCGAGAAAACCGGAAACCAUAACGAUUAAAAGAAUGGACAGGGACCGGAGGCGAGUGAAGAACCGAAACCAAGCGAAAGCCAUAAGCGUGAAAUCUUCCGUUCAACCGCGGACCAGAAAACGCAACAACACUAAUAACGCUAAAUUGAUAGAAUCAUUGAAUAAGAAACCGCAGAGAGAUCCGAGAAGAAAUAGGAACCGUAGACCGGCUCAGAUACUUGAGCCGACCGCGAUGCAGACGGCCGAAACCAAGUCCGUAACACCGUAUGAAACGGAAGUUUACGAGGAUGUUAUGGGGACGAUAAAAAACAUGGCAAGCUUGUACGAAUUCCUUGGAACGCCAACCGUGCCCACCUCUAUGGAGGCGACGAUUGUGUCACCGAACGCAGGCCACACUCCGAGUGCAACGAGUCCAAAGAAAGUGAAAACGUCGAAUCGCGUUCCAAUACCGAACGGGAAAAGAGAGCAGGGUUUUUCCCCGAUGGGUGUAACGGCAAGCCCCUCCGACGAGAGUAUCGUCGGUCUACUUCCGCCUCCUCAGCUCGUCAAUAAGCCGAAACUUCGACCCUAUAGAACUAACAAGGUUUCGUACAAUACUAGAGUCAGAACCGAGAGGCCGGUGAAGGAUGAUGACCAAAAGAUUAUCGGAUACUUCAGAACCGUCACGGUCCACAAACGGAGCCUGGAUAAUCGCCGCGGUAGUCCAGGUGACCCAGAGAUGAACGCCAGCAAACACAUCGUGAAAGUAAGGGGCAAACGAAACGGAAAUCCCAGUGCUGUUUUUGCGACAACAGCGAGUCCAAGGCUUAAACGAAAGCGGAAGACCAAUCUUGAUGCCAGUGCAGCUACAACGACGACUACCACAGAAGAGCCUGUAACUCGAAAGAACAGACCUGCUUACGUUGUCAGGACUAGAUCCAGAAAUUCAAAGGAUGAAACAAGCACCGAAAGACACGGAGAGUUCACCACCGCCCAAAGAAACUCGGCAGUGAUCGACGGUAGGAGAAAAGAACCAAGGUACACGGAAAUCGUCAGAAAGAGGACUCAAACAGUCGCUUCUACCACGUCCACACCAAGCUCGGAACAAUUGCCGGAAUCUAAGAGCACCGAAGCGCUGACAAAUCCUGAUAUGAUCGGAACUCUCUCGGAACAAGUAGCAAAGCCAGGUGAGAUUCAUGAGAGCGUUCAUACAAUGCCUAGAAAGAGUAAAACACGAGUUGGAAAUGCCGAAUCUUCUGACGAGAUCUACGAGGCUGGCACGACAGAUCUUGAACCGGAACGAAUAGAAGAAAAUGACGAGAGUCCGGAGAAUUAUGAGGAAGAAAACGCUACUGUUGAACCGGAGAAAAUAGUUAGAAAGUAUGAUGUUCACGAAGAUGUUCAGGAAGAAACGACUCCGAGUGUCAUGGACUUCGCAAAACCUACGAGGACUUUCGGGCAUGGGAAUUUUGAUAGUUUUUUUAAAACAGAUGGUUCUGGAUUCGGCGAUGGCUUUAACGUUAAGCCAAAAUCGGGACGAUCAGAAAGCGAGGUGAUGAAUACUCGAAAUGAGAAAUCUAACGAGGAACAAGUUGACGGGGAGGACGAGGACCACGAUGUAGAGCCAAAAAAUGAUUCUUACGAAGAAGAAGAGUCAUCUGAUGAAGAGAGUCCUAAAUAUUCCAGUGAUACGAAACAGUAUUCCGACUCUUCGGACGAAAGCGCUGAUAAUUCUGAAAGUGAGGAGAAAAAUUCACCGCAAAAGGAUUCCGAAAUGACUUUUUUCAGAUACAACAGUCGCCCGAGUUCACCGUUCGAGAGUUUUGAGGAUGAGAAAUUUUCCGAUUUGGGACCUCGCAUCAAUAAGCCAGCAUUUUACCAUCCCUCUUUCCAGGAUAUAAAGGACGAACGAUUUUUCUUCGAUGACUCCGAUGAAGAUGAGAAAGAUCAAGCUGACGAGAGUUCCGAGAACGGUAAAUUCACGUUCGGAAGGUAUCAUGACGAAGAGGACGACGAAGAGGAUGCAGCGGAGGAAGAUUACUCGGCGCAUAGUUCAGAAAAAUAUGAAUAUCCUUGGGAGAAACGGGAAAGAUUGGCCGAAGAGAGGCGGAAAGAGCGCGAUAUAAGGAAAGAGUAUACAAACAUUGAGGAAACUCCGGGCACAGUGUACGAAGACAGUUCAACUGAAAAGGAAAGGAUGAAACAGAAUAGAGAAGAUGACAAAGACGAGGAGGAUGUGAAACCUUUGACGGUGAACUAUAUAAGGGACCCAAGCCAGCGGCAUUAUUAUUACAUCGAGGAUAAAAAAUGAUUGUAGUUAUGUAUCAGAGCUUGUGUUAUAUUAAACAAAUCGUUAAAGUCCGUGCCUGACACGAUUUUUACAGCGUGACGGGGCCGUAAAAUUUCACCAUUCGCAGAUGUCGGAAAAAAAUACGCAAUUAAUUACUACAGCAGCGGUAGCAAGUAUAAAGUACUAUGUCGGUGUCGUUGCACCUUGAAUAAUUUAAAUUCGAGUCAUUUAAGACUUUGUCAAUCGUUAUGCUAAUCAAACUAUAAUACGGCUGUUAUUGCGACUACGUUAUGCAUUUCGUGAUACCUGUUUUGCACGGUUAAGCAAUUGAUAUACCCUGUACCAAUUAUUCAAUAUCUCUAAAAUAUUCCGCCGUCAAACAAUAUGGUUCUAAAUCCUGCUCUUGAGGAGAUAAAAAAUACCGUAAAAAGUGCUAUAAUGAUCAUAUACACGCAGGUAUGGGUUAAUAGUUCUUACCCACCGCUGACUACCGCUGAUCUAAUCGUCAUGCAACAUAUACUGGGUUCGAGUUUCACCUGUUUUGUACACCAUUCCACUCGUUACCGUUAUACGUUUAUUUAUAAUAUUGUACAUAGAGAAUUCUGUUUUGUUAUAAUUAAUAAAAUACGUUACAUAAAUAUCA